Gymnodraco acuticeps is the source of this 2683-nucleotide messenger RNA. It is a transcript of the gene tmem59l, whose product is annotated as transmembrane protein 59-like. The record is from RefSeq and is a predicted model, not a curated record. Lineage: Eukaryota; Metazoa; Chordata; Actinopteri; Perciformes; Bathydraconidae. The coding region runs from base 182 to 1198 and encodes 338 amino acids. The transcript is spliced from 8 exons.
GUGCGUGAUGAUGAUGCGUGCUGUGACGCCACGAGCAGAGGCAGAUCCUUGGAGCAUACGAGCACCGGGCUGAGGCAGCAAAGCAUCCGCACCAGCAGCGCCACAAAGGGAGUUCAGUGCUGGUUGUUGUACCUCUUCUUCUCUCCACUCCUCCUCCUCCUCUUCCUCUCCAGGGUUACAGAUGCUCCGGCUCGGCGGAAAGAUGUGCGGCUUCUCCGCCCUGCUCUCGGUGCUUCUCGCCGGGAUCGCUGCGGCGUCUUCGGAUCUGUUUGACAACCAACUGGGCGACAUCAAUUACUGCAAAAAGCAAUGCCAGCUCACCAUCAAAAACAAAAGCCCAGCUAAAGACUCCAUAAUGAACGCCUGUCACCGCGGCUGUCGCCUCUACUCCAUCUGCCAGUUCGUCAAUGGCAACGCCGGCUUCAACACCAGCAGGGAGGAGUGUCAGGGAGCCUGUCAGGAGGCGUACGUGAAGCAGCUGGAGCAGGAGGCCUGCUGCACCGGCUGCGCCAGCCAACCCUCUGAACCUGAGCUCAAGAGGAGAAGGCUCAGGGCCAUGACUCUUCGCCCUAAGUCCCUCUCUGUGAUGGAGGCCGUGUCCGGUUGGUGCAAUGACAUCGUCAGCUCCGCCCAGAGCUUCAUCUCCUCCACCUGGACUUUCUACCUGCAGGCUGAUGACGGCAAGGUUGUGGUUUUCCAGAGCCAGCCAGACAUGGAGUACUCUCUGCCCGAGCUGCAGGCUCCUCGAUCCAACGUGGCAGACAAGCCCUGGCCUCAGGUCCACUCCCACACCCAGAGACCCCACGGUGUGAGGGGACAUGGGGAGAGGGGAGCGUCUAAAGCAGGAGGCAAAAUGAAGCACCCGGUGCAGCACGCAGACGACCCCACAGCGGAGCACGACUUCCUGGGCUGCAUGUCGAGACGUUCAGGCCUUCCACGGUGGAUUCUAGCGGCCUGUCUCUUCCUGUCCAUCAUGGUCAUGCUGUGGCUCAGCUGUGCUAGCCUCGUCACCGCACCAGAGCAGCACAUUAAGACGCAGCUUAGUAUCAACGGAGAUAAAGAGUUCCUGGAUAACGCCCAGAAAGUCAACCCCUACUACCUGAGUCCUAUGAUCGCUGUCACCCUGAAACAAUCUGAGGAGAGCCAGGAGGCGGGGCCGCUGCCGGUGAAAGUCGACCUCAACAAAACCUGCGUUUAGAAAAGGACCAAUGGGAGAGCUGCUGUCUUGUUUCUGAGGGCAACCAUAUAUAAAAUCAGGAGUGAAACAAACGCAUCACGGGACUCUAAACAGUCACCAGAGUUUUUAAAAACAUAUUUGUAAGAGCAUGGCACCCUCCCGGCGUUUAAAAUCUUGCUCAGUCUUGUUGGUCUGAUAACAUUUAAAUGUUCUUGUACAGCCCAAAUUAUUCCAAAUCCAUCCUCAAAUUAUCUUCAAUGCUCAGCCGGCUCAUUGCUUAUUAAUAAAUCAGAGCUCUUGUCUCAGAACAGUGAGGAAUUAGUACAGUUUUCAAAUAAUUGUUCAUGUUCACAGUAGACGAAGACAAACACUGGGAUUUAGUUUAGAGUUCAUCUUGCCUCGUUCUCGCAGAGAGUUUGGAUUAGUUAAUGGGUUGUCAUCGAAAUAGAAAUGAGAAAGAGGAAAGAAAGAUUGAUAAAAGAUGGACUAAUUUCUUUGAGAGUGCUCCAGGGUAUAUUCUAAAUAAAAAAAUGUUCUCCCUCACAACAUAACUACAUUUGCAGGUGAGCUCUGAUCAAGUUCAGAGAAACAAAGGCAUACUUACUACAAAAACUAAAACAGUGUCUUCUGAUAAUUUAUCAAAACACUUCUAGGGGGGGUGUGUGUUUACAAUUACAGUACACAUACUAAUAAUUUAACCUGGAUUAAAAACUGGACGCUCUGUCUGAGAAUGAGCAAAAUAAACACUUUAUUUAUUUUCUAAUCUAUUUAUUCAGAAUCAUCCAUCUGAGUUUUCUGUUAAAAGUGUUUUUGAAGUGCCAUGUACAGUUCAUUAAUCAUACAAAUGUACCUGACCUGUAAGAUACCUAGCUGGAAGAGGGGGAUUGCACCUAUUACUGUAUUAUUAUUACUACUCUCAUAUUAUCGCUCUUAUAUCACUUGGAGAGUUCUUAGCUGUUAUAUGUGCUUUCUAAUAGCUGACUAUUUUGUAUGUCCUAGGAGCACACACUGAAGCAUACCCCCUGUAACAAUGUGUAAUGCAAAGCUUUUAACAUAGACCGUUGUUAUUGACAGUCGCACAGUCUUAGAGAAGAUUUUCUGUUUCCCUCUCAGUGCUUUUGGUGUCCUGUAACGCUUUCUUUUCAUCCAGGCUAUGGAGACAAUAAACCGUGCAUGCAAGUGACGCUUCGAUAGUUUAGCUUAACCGCCCGCCAUGCCAGUGUGGCACGACUCUACUGUAGACUUGUGAUUUUAUUGUGUUACUAUUUACUGUAAACAUUGAUUAGAAUGUGUAAUCAUGAAUGACAAUUUCAAGAUUUACAGGAAGGACUCUUAAUUUAAAAAGCCAUUUAAUCGAUAUCUGUGCUGGUUCAAACUGACAGUAGGAUAUCACCAGGAGUAUGAUAUUAAUCUCAAACUGUAUUGUUUCCUUUUUACUGGUCUGUUUAUUUUCAAUGAAAUGAAAUUUACAACAUGAUGAAAUAAAGUGUUUUCAUUGUAAAUAAA